AUCAUCUCAUUUGCUGCGUUGUUUUGUUUGCCGCGCCCACAGAAAUAGGCGCCAGUUCAUCCGCUUCCAUUCCUAGUUCUCACCACCCAGAAGUCCACCUCCUUGUUGCCUUCCUCCAAUCCCAAAUCUCACCUCCUUCCAGUUCCAGCUAUCGCUUCUCGUGUUGGCUCGCCUCUUCCUCCAUUCAGUGGCUCCUUAGAUCGGCUCAGGGACACACCAGCUGAUCGUGUCGGCGCCGAAUCUAGUGGCAAUUUCUCGCUAUUGUUGCCCCGGAGCAGUGGUUUGGAUCCAAGAAAGCGGCCGACCUUCUUGGUUGUAUAUCCUCCCGCAAUGGCGGCGCUCCUGGAGCUGUUCCUGGGCUCCUCGUCCGCACCGGUGGACUGGGAGGCAGAGGCCUACCCGGCGUACGGGGACUUCGCCGUGCUACCCUUACUCGUCGCCUUUUUCCCCGCCGUCCGGUUCCUCCUCGACCGACUCGUCUUCGAGGUUUUAGCACGGAAACUUAUAUUUGGAAAAGAACAUGAUAAGCUUGCUGAAACAGAUGACAGUAGAAAGAAAAUCAAUAAAUUUAAGGAAUCAGCAUGGAAGUUUGUUUAUUUUCUUUCUGGAGAACUGCUUUCACUAUCUGUAACAUACAAUGAGCCAUGGUUUAAGAACACCAGAUACUUUUGGAUAGGCCCUGGUGACCAGAUCUGGCCUGAUCAAAUGAUAAAACUGAAGCUCAAAGCUGUCUACAUGUAUGCUGCUGGAUUUUACACAUAUUCAAUUUUCGCUCUUCUGUUCUGGGAAACAAGGCGUUCGGACUUUGGAGUAUCAAUGUCCCACCAUAUAGCAACUGUUGUUCUGAUUGUUCUUUCCUACAUUUUCAGAUUUGCUCGUGUUGGCUCUGUUGUUUUAGCCCUUCAUGAUGCAAGUGAUAUAUUCCUAGAGAUUGGGAAGAUGGCCAAGUACAGUAGCUGCGAGUGGCUAGCAGUUGUGGCAUUUCUUCUUUUCGUGGCAUCGUGGAUACUUCUCCGGCUUGUUAUAUUCCCUUUCUGGAUCCUAAGAAGCACAAGCUAUGAAGUACUGCUGACCCUGGACAAGGAGAAACAUCAGUUUUAUGGCCCCAUAUACUAUUAUGUUUUCAACUGUCUUCUGUUCUCACUCCUAGUUCUUCACAUAUAUUGGUGGGUACUGAUAUGGCGGAUGCUAGUUAAGCAGAUUCAAUCGAAAGGGCAUGUUGGUGAUGAUGUUCGAUCCGAUUCUGAAGGCGAAGAGGAACAUGAAGAUUAACUUUUUAGGUUGAAUGCUUAACUGAAGAACUAUGUUGUGUGAUACCUACAGCAAGGCACACCUUCUGAAACCACCUUUUUCCUUCUAAAGAAGAUUUGCAGAUAUUAGAUUUUAUUAGAUCAUAUCAUUCUUUCAGCAUCAAAGAUGACAACUAUCAUUUGCGAGUUGCCACUGAAGCCGUCUGUGCUCUUGGAUGUUUGCAUGAAAACAGAAGUGAAUUGUAUUUUUUUCCCAGUCAACCGUCGUUUGUAAAAGAUACAGAAUAAUCGCUUGUUCAUCCAUUCUUGUAACUAGACAGUUGAUUUGAUUUCAAAUCAUGUAAUUUGCUACAUCAGCUUAGUUGAUUACUUGGUGUAUCAUCCAUUAUGAUGUAAAUGGGAGUCUUGGGAAGUUCACAACAAGAAUGUGACACUAUGUACUGUUAUUUCUCCUAUUAUUUUAAUAAGAGCACAGAGAAGUAGCCCAAGUGCAAGGAUAU
Molecule: messenger RNA, 1750 nt
Organism: Zea mays
Lineage: Eukaryota; Viridiplantae; Streptophyta; Magnoliopsida; Poales; Poaceae
Product: ASC1-like protein 1
Biological process (GO): ceramide biosynthetic process
Cellular component (GO): endoplasmic reticulum; membrane
Molecular function (GO): sphingosine N-acyltransferase activity
Source: RefSeq, marked validated